AUGGCGCAGUCUCGGGCCAAGGAGACGUCCCUAGAGAACGUCGGCACUAUCAAUAUCUCCACUGCCGCUAUCCGCCGUAUGGAUGAUUCUGCUCCCGCCAUUGCAGGUGUUAUCAGCUAUCCAGAUACCCAAAACCUCUACCGUCUGAUCAGCCCCGAGUGCACGGAUACCCGGGACAUCAUCAUCGACUUCUACCGAGAUCGUGACAACAAGUUUAGGUUGAUCAUGUGA
Penicillium verrucosum is the source of this 231-nucleotide messenger RNA. RefSeq lists its product as uncharacterized. Lineage: Eukaryota; Fungi; Ascomycota; Eurotiomycetes; Eurotiales; Aspergillaceae. Bases 1 to 231 code for a protein of 76 amino acids. The transcript has a single exon. The record is from RefSeq and is a predicted model, not a curated record.